UCGUCUCCAGUGUUGCUGAGUAGCGUUGACGUGACUAGACCCGACGAGGACGAGCGCUAGCUCCUCCAGCCAUGGCCUCCCUUCGCCCCUCGUCUCAUGACUUCCACGACAAGAAAUAUAUGAUGUUCACCAGAAACAAUGUCCAGAGAGCUGUCAGGAACGUGGGCGUAACUGAUCGUCUGGGGAUCUGGUUGGGUGUCCAUGAGAGGAGACGGAGGGAAAUUCAGAGUCAGUUCAGAGGAGAUGAGGGACAACAGGUGGAGGAAUAUGUCACCUACUUCAUGGACCACGACCCACUAGCCUCCUGGAGACCAGUUAUUGUUGUUCUUGAUCAGAUGAAAUUGUAUGGAGAGAAAGAGGGUGCAGAUAAGAUACGACAUCUGGCGGAGUCUGUCACAGACCCCACACUCACUAUCAACAACCUCCGUCAUGUCACCUCUUCAGUCCAGGACUGGGAUAAUCUGGGGGACUAUUAUUAUGGUCUUGGUGUUCCUCAUCCUGUGCGGGAUGAGAUCAAGAAGGAUCCUGCCCUGACAGAAGAGGAAAAGAAAACAAAGGUCCUACUCUACUUCCUCCAUAAUGUCCCGAUGGCCUCCUGGGAGAGAGUUGCAGGAGCACUAUACUACAUGAAGGAGGAGAGGGCAUUACAGGCAGUGAAGGAGUUCCUGCCAGACCCACCAGAGGCCAGUCUCACUCCAGAGAACCUCUCCACAGUUUUAGACAUCAUGAGUGACUGUCUGUGGAGGGAGUUUGGUGGAUAUGCCAACAUACCAGACUCUGAGAUAGACAGGAUCAAGGCACAGUGUACCAGUGACAGAGAGUGCAAACAGGCCCUCAUUCACUCCUUCGUAUCCUCACAUCCAGCACCAUCAUGGACUCUGGUGGCAUGGGCUCUCUACAUGACUGAGCGGGACAAGGGUGACGGCAGUAGUCUCAGAGCAUUGGAUCACCUGCAGCAGCUGUUCCCCACUGGAAGAUUCCGUUCCAAACAGAUCUACGAGCAGGAGAUGAAACGAGGCCACAUUGAGCUGGACCUGGACAAAAUGCUGCUCUUUGGCACGGCUGGCAGUGGCAAGACGUGCUCCCUCGCUGCACUGCUCGGAGUGGACCCUCCCACCAUCCGACACAGCACUCCAGUCAUGAAAAGACCCAUCGAGGUCGUGUUCGUGGACAUCGACGGCAAAAAACAGUGGAAGAAACGAACAUUAGACCAACUGCGAGACGUCGUCGCUGAAGUAAUCAAGUCGCGAAUGCCAAGGCAACAGGUAGUGGCACAGAGCAGUGGUGACACAAAGAAGACGAGUAGCUCCAUGCUUGAAGCAGCAAGGAAGGGCACAGCAUCCUCGGAGGAGAAGCCCAGCGCCAGGGAGCAGCAGGGGGCAGAAGGGAUGCUGGAUUCCCUGUUGCUGCAGUCGAGUGCGGUGGACGAGGGGUUUGUACAUCUCAUCAACAGUGCUCCUCCCUCCUUACUGCCCAUCCUGCGACUGAAGCAGUUCCUCGUGCUGGACUCUGGCGGCCAGCCCGAGCUUCUGGAGAUGAUGCCCGUCUUCCUGAGGGGUGCAUCCAAAUUCGUCUACGUCUUGAAACUCCACGAGUCUCUAGACAAGCGAGCGACGAUCCGUUACUUCAAAGACGGCAAGCUGGUGUGGGAGUACCCAGCCUACCUGACCAACGAAGGGACCCUGAGACUGUGCGUGCAGACCAUGAGAUCCCUUAACAACAAGAACCCAGACAUCCCUCCCGCCAAAAUGAUGUUUCUGGCCACCCACCGAGACAUGGUGGCAGACGAGCAGCUGCCCGGAGUGCUGGACACUCUGCACAAGAGCUGAGGGAGAUCCUCUUGCCUCAGUUCAGGGAGCAGCUCAUCUACUGUGAUACGAAACGGGACGACUUUGUCUUCACACUGAAUGCUGCAAAGCCGGAGAAGGAGGACAGGGAGAGUGCGGAGAGCAUUCGGGAGUGUCUUAGUAAGGAGGGGGAGGGGGGAAGGGAGGUGAAAGUGCCGUUGCGAUGGUACGCUCUGUACCAGAAGCUGCUGGAGGUGGCAAAUGAACUGGGGAAGAAGGUGCUGCCUCAAGUGCUGUGCCAGAUGGUUGCAGAGUCGAUGGAGAUCGAUGACGAGUCGUGUGGGGAAGCCCUGAAUUUCUUUGACAGUCUGAACAUGCUGUUCUACUUCCCCGACAUCCUGCCCCAGCUGGUGUUCAUUGAGUCACAGAUGUUGCUGGAUAAGGUCUCGGAGCUGGUGGAAGAGACCUACCACAUGAGGCAAGGAAAGAAGGGCGUGUCGGGGGAGAAGCUGAGGUUCCGUGACCACGGCGAAGUGACGGAAAAGUUUAUGGGCGAGUUCGAGAGCCACUACGAGCCACCUCUGUUCACACCCAAGGAGCUGGUGACCCUGCUAAAGGGGUUGCUGGUGUUUGCGGAGAUGUCGGAGGACGUGUACUUCAUGCCGUGUCUGCUGCAAGUGGUGGUGUGGAAGGUGGUGGAGGAACACCGAGUGAGUGGCGGGAAAGCCCUGGCUCUUCACUUCCCCGACAGCCGUCCCUUGAUGGGAACGUUCUGCUCCACUGUAGCUUACCUCCUUUCUCCCGAAAACAGUCACCCCUGCCGCUGGAGAGUGGCUCAGAACGAGGCAGGAGCUCCGAAAUGCCUCCAUCGCAACGUCAUCCAGUUCACCGUUUCAGACUACGCAGGCACCGUUUCACUCAUUGAUCACUUCACCCACUUUGAACUCCACCUAUGCACCCACCCCAAGAAAGCAGCUCAGCUGUGGAAACUGGCACACGACGCAGUGUUUGCAGGUCUCGAGAAAGCAGGGAAGACCAUCGGCUACACAGACUACACUCCAGUCCCAGCUAUCGUGUGCCCUGCCCACCCCCGUCCAGCCAAACCCCACCCUGCAGUCGUGACAGAUGGCAUCUGGGCAUGCUCAGUCAACUCUGGAAAGUUUGGAGACGUUGACGAGGACUCUAUUCCAUGGCUGACGCUCUGCACAUCUACCUCUGCUGAGUCAGCCACACCCUCUCCCUCCUCUUCAUCUUCUACAGUUUCCCCUUCCUCACAGCCUCCCCUCUCUGUCACCACAUCUCCUGGCUCCUCUACCACUGUCACCACUACUACCAACACUCCUAAUACCAUUGAAAGAGAGAUGUUGCAAAUGGAAGGAACAUUUAAGCAAAAGAAUUUGGUAGUAGUUAUCACUGGUCUAAUGGAGGCUGGUAAAACCACACUUCUGCACCAAUUGUUUGGUGAAGAUCUCCCCUUGCACUACACUAGCACAGGGGUUACAAAUCAGCCCUGGCGAGGGCUUACUCCAUUUAUGAUGGACGCUAAUGAAAAUAAGUUUAAGCUCCUGAAAAAUCAUGAGGAUAUCUUUGAGCUGGUAGCUAAAGUCGAAAUAAACACUUCGUAUGAAGAAAAAGAUGAUCAGACUCAAAAAGGGGGAAAUGUUCAUUCAAUACAGCAAGUGACCAAACUUCUCAGCCUACAAGAAGGGAAAAAGAUGUUUCAAUACUAAGGCAAAUGGAAUUGCAUGCUAACAGCACAGAAUUACACAAAGAUGGAGAUGGGGGAAAGGCAAGACAUGAACAUGUGUCCCCUGAAUCAACAAAGCCACC
This is a messenger RNA of Geodia barretti, 3617 nucleotides long. The record is from the annotation of a GenBank genome assembly. NCBI's taxonomy places the organism in Eukaryota, Metazoa, Porifera, Demospongiae, Tetractinellida, Geodiidae.